AUGGAGUACUUAAUUUUGGAGGAGAAAUAUAAAAACCUCUUGAACAAAUCCAACCACGAAAAGGCGGUCCUGAAAAAGGAGUCACAGGCCCUUCGGAAAAAGUUACAGAAUCUCGAAGGGGCCUACAUCGAAAAGGAAAAAGAGGUGGCGGAAAUACUAGGGGAAAAAGAAAACCUGGAAGAUCGACUAAGCAAAAUGGGGAAAGAAAACGAAUCAUUGGAGGAGGAAAUAAUAAAACUUAACGAAAAAAUAGUGGACCUGACGGACUUAUCCAAAACGUAUCGACAAAUGAUAAAAAGCCGAAACAAGGAACUGCAACACUCGCACUUUUUGGUGGCCGAAAAUAUGCACCUUAGAAAUACCCUUGAGCUAGCGCAUAGCGAAAAGAUGGAGAUCGAAUCCGAACUCGGGAAGAAAAAAAAUAUCAUACAGUUGAUCAAGAAUAAAUAUAAAAACAACAUAGGCAGGCUUCUUGAAAAGUUUAACGAAAAGGAUAGACACUUUUACGAGUUCCAAACUUCCGUCGUAAAAGAAUUGCACAAUUUAAAAUUGGCCAUCCGACGGGAACAGCAAAACACCUUUUAUGACGACAGUAUACGGGACGAUACUAUUUUGAACAUAAGCCAUCACCUGGAUGUGCUAAACAGUGCAAAUAGCAAACUUCUCGAAUGCAAAGAAAUAAACGACCAAAAUUAUGACGCUAUAAUAAAAAAGAGGAAAACAUUUCUUCUAUAUGGAUAUGCCCAUUACUCAAAUAGAUGUUUCACCCAUUUGGAUAAAUUGGCAUCCCUAAAUAAUGACUUCAUACAAAUCAGGGAAGAUGAAAAAUUGCCUCUAUACAAGCUAAACGUGAGUAGGAAUAAUUUCCUCGUUCGUAAAUUCCACAUUAAGUCGGUACCCACAAUUCAGUUAAGGCAUAAAAAUAAGCUAAUAGAUGAACUGAUAGGAAAUGAAUUAAAUGAGCAAACAAAUGUAGACAGACUACUAAGAAGGUGUGGCACUUACUUUAACUCCAUUAGAGAGGUAGACAAUAUGGUCGAUUUUCUGGCCAGGGAGGAGGAGCUUCCCACUAGCGGCUAUAAUGAAUUAUUCGAGAGGGAAGAAUUUCUUCAUGGGAUAUGCCCAUCCAUAGGAACAACUCAUGGGGAAGACCAUAUAAAUAUGAUCCCUCACCAAAAGGACAAAAAUAACUUCGAAAUAGAAAUGAAAGAAAAACUGUUCCCAAAAGAUACGCUGAACGGUUUAUUGCUAAAAUAUCAGUGCACCACCUACGUCCUUUUUAAAAAACUGGAGCUUUUACUUAAUGGGGAAAAAAAAAAUACUCCUCUUAUCAAGCUUCUCUUGAAUGAAAUAAUUGCCAACCAUAGUUCCUACUUGGACAUAAAUGAGCGCUACAGCAAGUUAAUGGCCAAAGCGUUUCUCCUUCUUUUCGAUGAGGAAAAAUUGGCAAUCGAAAAAUUGUUGGACCUAAAGAAAGAUUUGGAAGCAGCAGACACAGACUCUUCUAUACAUGCGCAUCUUAUCCAGUCGAUUCAUUUCAACGAACCGAUCAUCACUUUCGACGAUUUUAAAAAUAUUCAUUUGAGGUGUCUUAACAAAGUGGACGAAUUUUUAUCAAACGAAACGGAAGAGGAAGGUCCAUCAGGAAUAAUGGUAACCUCUGGGGAAAUUCCCUAUUCAGGCGAAAAAGCAGAAAUACAAAAUGGUAUAUUUAAAAAAUGCACGAAAAACAGUGCGACGACGAGAUACCUCAGCCGCGUGUGCAGAAUACUGGCCGUAAAAUAUUUGCAAAAGGAACAGUACGAUGAUGCCUUCCACCACGCGCUACAAUCAUACACAUUAACAUUUCCCCUAAAUAAUGUGGACACAUCUAAGUCGAAGGUCCUGAUUGAAAAUUUAAUUCUCUAUCUGGGGGCAUACAAUCCGAGCGUCAUUAAAUUUUUGAGCGAUCUGCAAUUGCUCUUUACCGACAAAAUUUUCAAGGUGGUUCGGUUUCCCCACACAAGGGCAAUUAAAGGUGGACGGCCAAUGAUGAAAAGGGGCAAGUCUGGGAAGUGGCUGUGGCUAAGUCAGGACUGGAAACCUCGGUGGUUGAAGAAAAAGGCAAAGUUGAUUUUGGAGGAGGAGUGGAGGUGCGUCCCUGAUAAGAACGUCCCCUUCUGGAAUUAG
Molecule: messenger RNA, 2169 nt
Organism: Plasmodium coatneyi
Lineage: Eukaryota; Apicomplexa; Aconoidasida; Haemosporida; Plasmodiidae
Exons: 8
Coding region: 1-2169 (722 amino acids)
Source: RefSeq, a predicted model, not a curated record